UGCAUAUUUGAGGUUAUUGAUAUUUCUCCAGGAUGAUCCCUUACAGGAGUAUUUAAGUUUAAAAAAGAAACUAUUUAUAUCCAGGUAUACAAGUAUACAUGGAUACUUUGCUACAUUUUGUUGGUCUUUACAUUUUACUUUGCCAUAAGGAAACAAGCAAGUCAUCUUUGCCCCCAAUAACCAGCAUUCGAUACGUGACACUCUUCUCAGCGUUACUGGCUUUCAGAAACGGGGCGUGGAGGAUCACACCUUUUCUAAUGGAGUCUCUAAAAUCUAAAAAGGUAAAAUAGUUGCCCACGGUCUUCCGAGAACAUGGUAUGUCCUAAGAAAGACUUCUCAUCCAAGAUAAUAUCAAGGGGAAAAUUAUCACAGUCAAGCAUAUACAAUAUGUAUCAUGUAACCCACUUAUGUAAAACUGUGUAAAUCCACAACAAAUAUACAUAUGUGCAUAAAGUAAUAAUGUUCACCAAAAUAUAAACAAAUACUGUCUCUGGGCUGGGAUUCCAAAUAAGGUAUACUUUCUUUGUUGUUUUUCUUUUUAAGUUGUGUGAUGAAUGGCUAUUAUUUUUACAAAAGGAAUCAAGUUGCUUUUCAAAGAAAAAUUUUUCUCCAAAUUUAUCUUUUUUUUAGCUUUAAUUGUAUUUAACGUUCAUGUGACCUCCUUUUCCUUUUCUUUAUUACUAUCCACUUGUCUGUGGAAAUAUUAAAACAACACUCACCAAACUAUCACCAAUCCUGCAUGGUAUAAAUCAGUUUCAGAGUUCUAGUUUUUAGAAGUUUUCCUUUUUUUUUCAUUCGCCAUUAAAUGAAGUAAAAACAGUUUUUCCAAAUGAAAAAUGGCUUUUCUCUCUUUCCCUAAUCUUUUUUUAAAUUAUUUUAUAUCAGAGUAUAGCUGAUAUUGCGAUAGUUUCAGGGGGACAGCCAAGGGACUCAGCCAGAUGUAUCCAUUCUCCUGCAAACUCCCCUCCCAUCCAGGCUGCCACCUAACACUGAGCAGAGUUCCCUGUGCUGUACAGUAGGACCUUGCAGGUGAUCCUUUUACAUAAAGCAGUGUGUACAUGUCUAUACCAAACUCCUUAACGAUCCCUUCCCUUCAUCCUUCCCGGCUGGUAACCAUGCAUUCCUUCUCUAUGUCUGUGACUCUGUUUCUGUUUUGUGAAUAAGUUCAUUUGUGUCAUUUCUUUUUAGGUUCCCGGAUGUCACAGGUCUUUCCCUAAUCUUAACAGCUAGGUUCAUCACCGCCAGCUAGCACCCCAACACCUAAGGAAGCUGUACCCAUGUGGCACCAGUCUCUUUGCCGCACUGGUCUCACAUGCCUGCCAUCUUUGUGUCCCCAGUACACUGAACUAUGAGCUGGAUGCUCAUAAAUAUUUGUUACACAGACUAAAAAAGAAGCAAUCAUUACUCCAGGAGGUGCCACAUGCAGAAAGGAAGGAGCAGGAGAAGGAAGAGAGGGAGGUCGGAAGAGAAGGAGGUCGGAAGAAGGGAGCUCAGAUUCCAAGGGCAGAGGGGGAGGGCGGCAGGCCCAGCCUCGCUCACUCUGCUUUACCGCCCUCCCGUUCGCUCUCACUCCUCUGCGUCCAUGUCUAUUACUCUGUCUGCAGGCUGUUGGCCUCUUGCCCUCCCUUGUCUUGACCUGCCUUUGCCAGGUCAGUCACUGUCAUUGGGAAGACUUGUCCUAUGCUGGGCAGGUUCUCACUCCUGCAGCUUGAAAGACAAACAGGCCAGCAGACACCUCAAGGAACCUGAUGAGGAUAAGGUAGCUGAAGAGGCCUGGGCACACAGGUAACUGAGGUGGUUAGGGUUACAGAGUACUGCACAAAAAGUAAACAAAACUGUUUCCUUCUCAAAACAAACAAACAAACCCCCAACCAACCAAACAACAGGAGCCACAGCAUUACCCAGAAUCUGAAGAGAGUGGGUGUUUUCCUUUGGUUUUCUCUUCUCUGUCCUCAUCUGUUGUCUUGAAAGUUUAAAAGAAACUCCGGGGCCGCGGGCACCGGUGUCCUUUCUCUGCUGGACAACAGGCCUGACGGCCGCCUGCCCCAGAGCCUCCCAACUCAUGGUCCGUCCUUCUGUGACCUCAUUCCCUGCCUGGUUCCGUGUGCCACUCUGUGACUUAAUCGAGGUGAGAUCUGUUUCAGCACACAAGCUCCAGAGGCCCCGCAGGCUCGUCCCUUUGCAGAUAACUCGGGGGGGUGGGGGUGGUUUUAGGGCUGAGGUCUCAGCAGAUCACCCUUGUGCCUACUUCUCCAGAGACUGCUUUUCCCUCUGACCCCUGAAGAGCCUUCAAAGAUCGCCUCUCUGGGCGCCUCGUGGCUGUUCUAGCGCGUGUGUGCGGCCUGCUGGGCCCCCGCGCAUGCCAUGGACCGCAGAGCGCCUCCAACUGCGCCGGAGCUGCCCGAGCGGCUGCCGGCAGAGGAGAAGCACCUGCUGAGCAGCCUGACCGCGGCAGACACCUUGGCCCGAGUCCUGCGGCCCUGCUACGGGCCCCAGGGGCGGCAGAAGCUCCUCGUCACCGCCAAAGGCGACACUGUGCUCACGGGGCACGCCGCGGCCAUCCUGCGGGCGCUGGAGCUGGAGCACCCGGCUGCCCGGCUGCUACGGGAGGCGGCGCAGGGCCAGGCGGAGCAGAGCGGCGACGGCGCGGCCUUCGUGGUCCUCCUGGCCCAGGCGCUGCUGGCACAGGCUGAGCGCCUGCUGCGGGCCGGCCUGCCGCGCGCCCAGCUCCGCGAGGCCUACGCGGCGGUGGCCGCGGAGACGCUGGCCCUGCUGCCGUCGCUGGCUGUCCGCGCGCUGGGGCCCCUGGAGGACCCGGUCUGGGCGCUGCGCUCGGUCAUGAACACGCACGCGCUCUGGCGCACCGACCACCUGGCUGGGCUGGUGGCGCAUGCGUGCUGGGCCACGCGGGAGCUGGACGGCGGCUUCCGGCCGGAGCGCGUGGGCGUGUGCGCGCUGCCUGGCGCGCGGCAGGAGGACUCGUGCCUGCUGCCCGGCCUGGCCCUGCUGGGCAAGCCCUGCGGCCAGGUGACCAUGGUGCUCAGUGGUGCCCGCGUGGCUCUCUUGGCCUGCGACUUCGGGCCCGCCCGCCCCCUUGCUCCGGCCACCGCCCGGCUCUCCAGCCCCGAUGACCUGAUCCGGUUCCGGAAAGGCAGCGAGAGUCUGAUAGAAAAGCAGGUGGCCCAGCUGGCUGCUGCGGCUAACGUGGUUGUGGUCUCGGGGGACAUCGACGAGAAGACCCUCACGCAAGCGGACAAGUACGGCCUCAUGGUGAUCCAGGUCGCGUCCCGGCGGGAGAUGGUUUAUCUGAGCGAGGUGCUGCGCACCCCUUUGACGCCUUACCUCGUUCCUCCGCUGGAGCCAGGGAAGUGUCAGAGGGUGUACGGGCAGGAGCUGGGAGAAGCUUUGGCCGUGGUGUUUGAGUGGGAGAGUUCAGGCACCCCUGCCCUCACCUUGGUCCUCAGGGGGGCCACUGCCCAUGGGCUGCGGGGGGCCGAGCAGGCCGCCUACAGCGGCAUUGACGCCUACUUCCAGCUGUGCCAGGACCCCAGACUGCUCCCCGGAGCUGGGGCCACAGAGAUGGCCCUGGCGAAGAUGCUCUCGGAGAAAGGGGCCAAACUGGAAGGGCCCAACGGCCCCACCUUCCUGGCGUUCGCCCAAGCCCUGCAAUCUCUUCCGGAAACUUUGGCAGAGAACGCAGGCUUAGCUGUCCCCGACGUGAUGGCAGAAAUGAACGGAGCUCACCAGGCUGGAAACUUCCUCAUAGGAGUGGGGGUCGAGGGGAUAAUAAAUGUGGCCCAGGAAGAAGUGUGGGACACCCUGAUAGCCAAAGCCCAAGGACUUCGAGCCGUGGCUGACGUGGUUCAACAGCUCCUGACUGUUGAUGAUGUUGUCUUGGCCAAGAAAAGUCCCGCAUAUCCGCAGGACCCGAAUCCUGAACCCAAGAAGAGGAGUGCCCGUCCCCUGUGAGAUAAACGGAGCCCUUGGAACAAAUAACUGGCAACAUCCUUAAUAAAGUGGGGUCGCUAGGAAGGGCGCUGCCACCCCAAAAAAUGAAUGCUUGCCUUGUGUUGCCUCCAAGCUUGGUGCUAUUUGAGUCCAUUUCUUUAGAUAAAAACAACAUAUAAAGAACCACAAGCAGAGUCCUUCUUGAUUUACUUCCUUUCAGAUUCUUGGCUUUUUUCGUUUCCUGUUUCUCUCCAUCAGAUUCUGUUCCUUCCCUCCAAGAAAAGCAAGAUUCAAUUCCAUUAAAGAUUUUUAAAUUGAGUAACUGGGUUUGGGGAAUGUAAAAAAAAAAAAAAAAAAGCAGGUAUCUCUAAAUUAUUUUGAGUAUUCUUGCAUGAAUUCUAAUAUAUGUGAAUUUCUAUCCAGAUGUCACUUUAACAAUCUGAGAACAUCAGUUUCAGCUUAAAGGAGUGACCACUCAUUUCUGUUGUGAUUAUUUGGGAAAAGAGAGAAUAUUAAGGCAAAAAAAAAUCAAUGUAAAAGAAAAAAAAUGAGGUGGGAGGCAAUACUAUUUUUAAAAAGCAUCCUUGGCAUGUAUAACAAAAGAUAAGAACACACUCCUUAGAACCACACACAGCUCUGGAGUAGGAGAGGAGCAGUGGGGAGCACCUUUCACCAGGGUGUCCUGGCCAGGCUGUGAUUAUGACAAGGUGCUGUACUGUGCUGUGCUUAGUCGCUCAGUCAUGUCCAACUCUUUGCAUCCCCAUGGACGCUAACCCUCCAGGCUCCUCUGUCCAUGGGAUUUUCCAGGCAAGAUUACUGGAGUGGGUUGUCAUGCCCUCCUCCAGGGGAUCUUCCCAACCCAGGGAUUGAACCCAGGUCUCCCGCAUUUCGAGGCGGAUUCUUUACUGUCUGAGCCUCCAGGGAAGCCCAUGACCAGGUAUCCCUGGGCAAUAAAGAGGAGUUUGAGUAGAGCCAGAGCAUGUUACCCAAAGCCUUUCCCACUUAGCCGUCUGAGUUUCUCUGCCUCUGGGAAGAGAGCAGCAUGUCGGGGCAGAAGUGAGGCGAUGGGAGGCUGCAGUCUAUUGGAAUCAAAACAAAAAAGCUUAAGCAUUUGGAGAGAAAACCAAACUCAAGAAACAACUGUCUUACAGCAGGCAAAGAUUCUUUGAAACCCGGAAAUGAAAUCCUGAGAAUCUGUUAGUGAACAAAGGAUAGUGGAUGAAAAUGUACUAAAACUAGACUCACUAUUACAAACUUCAGAUCUAUACAACAUCCUCCAUGGGUGGGUUUGUCCUUGUUUGUCUUCAUUAUUAAAUCUUAGCAAAUAUAAGUAAAUGCUGUCAUAUUUCUCCCCUGCCCUCAGGUUCCAUAUUGUUCUCAUAGAGUCUCAAAUUCCAUAAUCAUAGUGAUGAUGAUAGUUAACUUUGUAAAGCAGUUCAAAAGCACUUUGUACUCAUUUAAUCAUCAAAACAAACUUAGGAGAAAGAAGCUUGUUAUUGCUCAGCUUCUGGAGACACAAUUGAGCUUCAGAAAAAUUAAGUGAUUGGGUAAAGUUACACAGUAAAUAGAAGUGGAAAACCCAUUCUCUUAUUCAUUAUUUUAUUGCCCCAAUCAAAUUCCUCUGUUGUGUUGUUUUCAUAGACAUAACCCCUAUGAUUAUGAAGAAAGUAUGUCUCAAAAUGGCCCUUGGAAAACAUACAAUUAGUGUUUUCUAAAUUAGGCAGAAAGCCAUAAUCAUUUUGCAAAAUAAAUUAAAGAUGGCUCUUGCUCACAGAGAACGUUUUAGUUAUAGAUCCAAGACAUACAUAAGUCAAAUAAUGUAACUUAGUAUCUUUUAAAUGCCCUAACUUUGAUACACAAGUGAAUUUUUUGAUAAUUUACUUGGGGAGAAAUCAUACUGUAACAUUACCA
Molecule: messenger RNA, 5859 nt
Organism: Bubalus bubalis (water buffalo)
Lineage: Eukaryota; Metazoa; Chordata; Mammalia; Artiodactyla; Bovidae
Gene: CCT8L2
Product: chaperonin containing TCP1 subunit 8 like 2
Exons: 1
Coding region: 2365-3969 (534 amino acids)
Biological process (GO): protein folding
Cellular component (GO): chaperonin-containing T-complex
Molecular function (GO): ATP-dependent protein folding chaperone; ATP binding
Source: RefSeq, a predicted model, not a curated record